Messenger RNA from Penicillium verhagenii, 876 nucleotides. RefSeq lists its product as uncharacterized. The transcript has 3 exons. Bases 1 to 876 code for a protein of 291 amino acids. The record is from RefSeq and is a predicted model, not a curated record. Lineage: Eukaryota; Fungi; Ascomycota; Eurotiomycetes; Eurotiales; Aspergillaceae.
AUGUGGCUUAAGUCCUGGGUCUACAUGGCCAUACUGGCUGGCCCCAUCGCUGCCGUCACUCAAAUCACCGAUGAUGAUAUGACCUCCCUCCUCGACGCCGGCGGCGCUGAAUUGGCGAACCUCUAUGCACCACUGUGGUUUUUUGCCCAAGCCGAAAACCAGCCCCCUUGUUAUCCGACUUGGGCCUUUAGCGGUUCACCCAACACGUCCGAUAUCUACGACGAUGCACACAAGACACCUGCUGCAGCCCAGUGCCAAUACCCCAAUGUUGGGUGUAACUGCCGCAAUCCUGGCGUCAAAGUUGGCAACCCAGGGCCCGCUUUCCCAGUGUAUUACACAUUCCAACGGUGUAACGAGACUGAAGUUCGUGUCGUCUACAACCUCUUCUAUGAGAAAGAUGGUGCGAUCUUCGGUCUGAUUGAGACUGGCCACGACUAUGACUGGGAACGAGUGGUCAUCAUUCACUCACGCAACAACAAUAACACAUGGGCUCCUACUCGUGCGCUACUCUCCGCUCAUAGCGGCUAUAAUAAUCUCGCCUGGGGUGCUAUUCAAAAUACGUUGACUACGGAUCAGGUCAAUGCCGGUGAUGCUAAAGAUCCGAAUGGGAUUAAGGAUGAAGAUCACCCUAAGGUGUAUGUGGCUUGGUCGAAACAUCCAAACUUUGAUACUCGUAACACGGGAUUCAUCGAUCCAAUUAGCCAGUCUUUGGAUGAUGCAUAUCGCAGUGAUGACUGGUGGUACUAUGUUGAACCACAAUACUAUAUCCGUUCUGAUAACAGCACAGAAGCUGGUCAAGCUCUUGGAUCGGCGGACUGGGGAAGCGCCACUAGUAAUCCACCGUUGGUGAUGAGUACCGUUUGCAACGCAUCAUAG